Molecule: messenger RNA, 1940 nt
Organism: Paramecium octaurelia
Lineage: Eukaryota; Ciliophora; Oligohymenophorea; Peniculida; Parameciidae
Source: the annotation of a GenBank genome assembly
AUGAGAAUAUUAAUUGUAAAUGGAUAUGGAAAAUCAGAAACUGGUAAACAAUAAUUUGAAAGAUAUUGUGGAUAAAUACGAAAAGUAAGCAUCAUAAAUAUCAUAUAGUUAUUCUUGAAUUAGAAGGAAUUAUUGGACACAGAGACAGAAUUUUUUUCUAGAGAUGCAAAUGAUUUGGAUGAAUUCCUUUACGAUUAAGACUCUGGUUAUUCUAAAUAAGAAGCAGCAAACUAAUUUAAUUUUAUAGAUUUUGUAUUUAUAGAAAUAGAUGCCAACCUUAGACCAUGGUCGAAGCAUUUAAAAAAAGUAAAUGUCUGAAUGGCAUAUUAGGUUAUGGUGUUGAUUAGAAUGUGCUUAAGAACUAACAAAGUUUUAUUAGCUACAGCUGGAGCCAUGCAAGCAUUGGUUUUUUUUGUGGCCACAAACUUAGAAACUGUAAGAAUAAGUUUUAUAUUGUUAGCCAGUUGAGGUGGUAAAUGGUCCAUAGGGUGGUCCUCUUGGUGAUAUGAGCAAGCUUUCAAAGUCACUUGAUUAAAUGACAAAGCAUGAAUAUUUUUUGGACAGCAUAACAGGUGAUCUCUACGGGAUCUACUUUGAUAAGAUAGAAUCAGCAAAUUGUUGGAUUCCUAUAGCGAAUUGUGGUAUACACUCUAGAAGAGCUGUUGAAGAGUUCAAUACAGUUGGAAAGUACAUGUUGCAGGCUCCAGUUUAUAAGCCCUAAAAAAUAAAGGAAAUUUAUGGACUUUAUACAUCUACAUAAGAUGAGGAAAUAUGCAUGAUAAAAAAGAACUUCGUUUAAAAUUACUUAUUUAAAGACGUAAUGCAAGAAUUCUUAGUUCAUUCUAAACAUGCAUGGGAUAUACAUCCAUUCAAUGUAUUAAAUCCAAAGAAGACAUUUGUUGUUUUAGCAGAUUCAUCAAAAGGACCUCAAGUUAUUACAGUGAAUGAGAACAUUGUUGGUUUAUAAUUCGAUAUCAAUCCAAAAUAUCCAGAAACACAAUUAAUUCUUAGAAACUUCAUUAUCCAUUAUUUAAUUUAAAUACGAUCUUGCACCAAUGUGCCCUUAUCAAUCUAAUAGGCUAAUAAUGAUUUAAGAAAGAACAAAUUAGAUUUAGAGAACAUGACUAAAUAAUAAGCAGAAAGCUAAUAAAAGGGUGAGAGGACAGCAUUUAACUUUGAAGUGUUAACUAAAUUUAAGCAUGUUGGAUUUACAGGUAAAAAGGCAAAGAAAUUGGAGAUUGUUAUGAAUAAUGCUAUAAAUGAUCAAGGAUAAUUGUAAGAGGCUAUGAAAACAAUGAGAUAGAAGUAGUCUCCAAGGACUAAGCAAUCAACAGAGGAGACUGACUUAGAAAAGUCUAAAUUUGCUAAGUUCUCAACCAAAUUGAAUCAUGAACAUAGGGAUACAACUGAGAAGUUCAAUAAAACAGCUGCUGAAAUUAGAUAGAUGUUGCAUCCAAACAUAGAUGAAUAAUUAUUGCCUGAGAAUGAGCCUCUGUGGGUAUGUAUUCGUUAUUCAAUAAUUAUAGGUGCCUGGAACUAUGAAUACUUCAAUGUUGGCUAGUACUGGACAGAGAAUCAGAUAAAGGCCUUAAUCUACAACUUAAAGUCGAACCUUUAAAUUGACGAGGGUUCAAACUGCAAAGUCUAGAGUUUCAAAGGGCACUACCACUAAGGAGGACUAUGAUUUAUGCAGAGAACAUCCAAUAGUCAGAUGCUCUUCUCCUUAUAUCACCAAUGUAGAGAGAGAUAGGUUGGAGCAGAGAUAAAAGGACAAAUAAAUAAUUGGACCUAGAAGCAUUAGGACAAGUGUUGUGAGCACAAUCAAAGGAGGGACUCCCUUUAUUUUGUAUGACAAUCCCUAUAGUAAUCCGGCAGAUUUCAAACACAGGGACGAAAACAAGUCUAAGUGGGUAGGUGGUCAGAAUUUCAGAGUUUGUUGA